UUUUGAAACAAAUAUUUUUGCGGCAGUGUACCGACUUAUAGAAGCAGAUCUCCAUACGUUUGCAACCAGGGAAAACAGAGACCAAGCUCUUGAAAGUUUCGGAGUGUUUUGGGGCUGGAUGCAUUUCAGUCAUGUUUCGACAAGCACAGGUUCAUCCUGAGGCUGAUUCGCCAAGAUGUGUAACACCGUCGGCCGAACUCGAAACGGCCGGCAAACGAGGCACUAGAUGGGGGCUUGGUUUGUUCCGAAAUCUCCAGGGGGGGACGUUGAAGAAACAGCAGCGGCGUCAGGUUUGGGUCAUGGUGGUCAUGACGCUCAUUCCAAUCGUGACCCUGGCCAUCCUGGCGAUUGUCCUGAUGACCAACUCCAGCUCCAAUAACUCCCGGCUGAGCUGGCUGCGGGAGGAGGUCGGCGGCAGCGUGCAGAACGCCGGGCACCUGGUGCACCGCCUGCAGAUUGAGAGGGGUAGGACAGCAUUCUAUCUCUCGUCCAGAGACGAGGCUGAGAUUCCCAAGCUCCAGACGAUCUACCAAAAGACGGAUUCUGCCAUCGCUAACAUCUCUUGGGUAAAUGAUAACUCUCUUAUGUUGCCGGAUUUCUUUGAAAGCAAAGAACUCUAUAAGGAUCACCUGGAGCGAUUCCGACGAACUGUGACAUCAGCUAUCACCAACGUGACCCUUGUGGAAGUUAUAACUUUCUACACAAAUGACAUAGAUGUCAUCACUGGCUGGCUCUUGCAGGCCGUUCAGUCGUAUGACCACGCUGGAGGACUUUGGUCAAAACUUAUUUCUUAUCAGUUACUGCUCCUAGCUAAGGAGAACGCGGGUAAAGAACGGGCUAUUGGAGGCACGUUCUACUCGCGUGGGGGAUUCAACUUACAUGAUGACUUUUUAUGGUUCAUGAACGAAAGCGUAUCAGGGAAAACCCUCCUCAAUACAGCCAUGCGAUUCUCAUCGUUUCUGCAAGAGGCCUCUGAAGUUGCAGUUGACAAAUAUGUGGUCAGUCAAAUCGAUGCGAUGCGAUCCGAGAUCAAACUAAAUGACCACCAGUCGCUCGAAUCUUCGGUAGUCAAGGGUGACAUAUGGUUUCAGAACAUGACUCAGUUCAUUGACGACCUUCGAGAAGUGCAGAUCACGCUGGGUGGCUCCAUCAUAGAGGAUCUGGAUACGGACAUGCGGUGGAGCCUCUACAAUUUGGUGGCCUGCGCCUUUCUUCUCUCCACGGUUCUCAUCACUGGUCCGUUGAUUAUCCGCGGCAUCAUCCACCAGACUCAACAAAUCCAACGGGUGGGGGACUCCCUACACCGCAAGACCCUGGAGCUCCGGGAAGAGAAGAAGAGGUCGGACUCGCUGCUGUAUCAGAUGCUGCCCAAGGUGGUGGCUGAGCAGCUCAAGCUGACGGGACAGACUACCGCUGAGACCUACGACGAGGUGACGGUGUUCUUCUCGGAUGUGGCCAACUUCACUGCAAUGUCUGCCAUUAGCACACCCAUUCAGGUAUGUUUCGUGUAUAAGAAUGCACAUCUGGUGAUAAUGAUGCUUGUUGAGAAUGGUAAGCAUUAG
Messenger RNA from Acanthaster planci (crown-of-thorns starfish), 1562 nucleotides. RefSeq lists its product as uncharacterized. Gene Ontology annotation, molecular function: adenylate cyclase activity; guanylate cyclase activity; peptide receptor activity. NCBI's taxonomy places the organism in Eukaryota, Metazoa, Echinodermata, Asteroidea, Valvatida, Acanthasteridae. Gene Ontology annotation, biological process: cGMP biosynthetic process; receptor guanylyl cyclase signaling pathway; intracellular signal transduction. Gene Ontology annotation, cellular component: plasma membrane. The record is from RefSeq and is a predicted model, not a curated record.